CCAACCCAGCACAACCCCAUUCGCAUCGCAUCGUAUCGCAGCGCAGCGCGUCGCGGCGAGCGAGCGACAGCUCGGGAAGAAGAAAAAGGAAGGAAAGCCAGGGGAAGCGGGCGCGACCCGCGCACGACCACCGCCACCCGCCUCCCCUCCCCAUUCCGAGCCUCCCGUCGAGUGGAAUCCCCGUGGACUCCCCCCGCCCCCGCUUCUGCCUCCGCCGACGCGCCUCGCCGGGGCGAGCCCCCGCCGAUCUGCACCCUCGGCCCCGCCUGCCUCCUCAGGUACCCAACCGAGGAGGAUAUAGAGCUGGGCACAAGAAGCUUGAUUUGAAACGGAGCCAUGAAGAAAGCGUUCAAUCAAACGGUUCGGGACAUAAAAAGAGAGGUGAAUAAGAAUGUCCUCAAGGUUCCCAGAAUAGAACAAAAGAUUCUCGACGCCACAAGCAAUGAGCCAUGGGGCCCACAUGGAUCUCUCCUGGCAGACAUUGCUCAAGCAACUCAUAACUAUCAUGAGUAUCAGAUGAUCAUGAAUAUUGUGUGGAAGAGGAUCAAUGACACUGGUAAAAAUUGGCGGCAUGUUUACAAGGGAUUGAUUGUCUUGGAUUACCUGGUUGCGCAUGGUACCGAGCGAGUUAUUGAUGACAUAAGAGAGCAUGCUUAUCAGAUAUCGACACUUGCUGACUUCCAGUACAUUGAUUCUUCUGGGAGAGAUCAAGGCAGCAAUGUGCGGAGGAAAUCCCAGAGCCUUGUUAGUUUAGUUAACGAUAAAGAAAGAAUACAGGAAGUUAGGCAGAAAGCGCUUGCGACCAGGGACAAGUACCGGAGUGCAUUUGCCACCAGUGGCCUAGGUGGAUACAGUGGUGGUUAUGACAAUGAUCAUUUUGAGGGCAGCUACGGCAGUAGAUAUGAUAACAGAAAUGGAAAUGGGAGGGAAAGAGAAUAUGGAUACAGGGACGAUGACAGAUAUGGUGGUCCUGGAGAUACACCCAAUCGGGAAGGAGAUCGUUAUUCCAGAGAUUCUAAUGAACGCUAUGGCAGAGAUUAUAGAGAAGAUGAGUACAAAGGAAGUCACAGCAACCAUGAAUAUGCUGAAGGAACAGGCCGCAGGAGCUAUGGUCGGGAAAGGGAUUCAUAUGGGGAUGAUGAAGCUUAUUCAUCCCGUGGCCGUGGCAGCAACGCCGAUGGUCCUACCCAGGAUGAGAGGCCUAUAGAACGAAAGCUUUCUAACCAGCAGAUUGCUUCACCACCACCAAACUACGAAGAUGUUACAAGAGAUGGCCAGGAUAAUCUUCAUGCUGACAGAAAUGGAGGAAGUAUUCCUGCUGCUGUACCAAAGGUGCCCUCUCCUUCUGUUCCUGCAACAAGUGUUCCCGCAGAACAGGUGAAUGGGGUUCACGAUAAUACUGUCGAAGAUGUACCUGCACCACCAACUGCUCACGCUGAGCCUAAUGGAUUUGACGAGUUUGAUCCACGUGGAUCUGUAUCAGAUUCUUCCCCUCCUGUGAACCCUGUGCCAGUGGUGAAUAGCUUGGAGAUGGAUUUAUUUGGAUCAGAUCCUAUUAGUUCACUGGCUUUGGUAUCCGUGCCUCAACCAACAACCACAUCAAAUGUUGAGCCACCAGCAAAUUCAGGUUUUGAGACAAAUAAUUUCAUGGGCAUGCCACCAACUUCUUCCGGAUUUGGCGAGAUUGAUGCAUCAAAUCCUUUUGGGGACCCUACUCCAUUCAAGGCGGUUCAUGACGAAAGUCCUGCAGUUCCUCAGACAAAUGCUGCUCCUGCUGGUUCUUCCCAGUCCACUGGACCUGGUGCAGAUGCAAAUCCUUUCCAGCCUGCUUCUGCCUCAAGCUUUGGUUUUGGAGAUACCCUUGGUGAUCUCACUUUUGUAUCAAACACUGCACCUGAGCAGCAAGAUAUUUUUGCAAACACAACCUCCUUUCCAUCAGAGGUAUCAGCUGUGAAUCCAUCCGCGGUUCUUCAACAACCAGUUUCUACUAAUUUACCCUCUCAGGCACCUCAGCCUGCAGUUGCUGGCCCAUCGCCUGUUACUCAUGCUGCUCCCACAGCAUUUGCUCCUCCUCAAGCACCCCAGGCUGCUCACGCGUUUGCUUAUUCACAAGCACCUCAUCCUGCUGCUGCCAACCAGUCUCAAAUUCCCCAGGCUGUGUCCACUUCAUAUGCUCCUUCUCAGGUGCCUCAAACUGUAGCACCCAAUCUGCCAUCAGGGCAGUCAAACUUCUUUAUGCAACCAGCACCAGGGGCUGGUUUUGAUAGCCAGUUUGGGGUUCCUACACAGAGCGGAGCUCCACCCUACAUUCCUCCACAGACUUCUCAGUUCACUGCUCCAGCAAACCAACAACCAUCUCAGCCAAGCUUCCUCCCACAAACUGGAACAUCAGCCCCACAGCCAGCUUUGAUUUCUCGGGGAGCAUCCCAACCUCUUGGUGUGCCAAAUUCAGUGCCUCCUGCUUCCAGCUUCCCAUUGCAGUCAAGUUCAUCAGCUCCCCCAGAAACUCUCAUUUCAGCUUUGCAAGUUAGUCAGACUGAGCCAGUGAAGAAAUUCGAGCCCAAGUCUAAACUGUGGUCUGAUACUCUGAGCCGUGGUCUAGUCAAUCUGGACAUUUCUGGACCAAAAGCGAACCCUCAUUCUGAUAUUGGAGUUGACUUUGAUUCAAUCAAUCGCAAGGAGAAAAGGCAAGAAAAGAAAAUAAACCAAGCGCCUGUGGUGUCAACCAUCACCAUGGGCAAAGCCAUGGGAGCUGGUUCUGGCAUUGGUCGGGCUGGUGCGGGUGCAAUGGCAUCUCCUCCCAACCCAAUGGGUGCUGGCAGGCCCAUGGGCAUGGGUAUGGGUAUUGGUGCUGGUUAUGGUGGCGGAAUGGGGAUGAAUCGGCCAAUGGGGAUGGGAAUGGGAAUGGGAAUGGGAAUGAACCAACAACAAAUGGGAAUGGGGAUGGGGAUGAACCAACAACCAAUGGGAGGAAUGAACAUGGGGAUGAACCAGGGGAUGCCGAUGCGGCCUCCUAUGGGAAUGGGUCCUGGUGGAAUGCCCGGAGCUGGCUACAAUCAAAUGGGUGCAGCAUACGGUGGUCAGCAGCCAUAUGGAGGAUACAGGUGAGAUGAGAGGCUUCAUCUUACCACACCACAGAUUAUGCGGCUGGAGGUUGAGGAACAGUUUAGAAGGCAUAUGUUUCCAGCUCACCUGGUUUUGCUUUGUGUAUGAUUUCUUGUUCCUUUUGGGGGUGGGUGGUAUAAUUUUCGUCACUAUUCUUUUUACAAUCCAUGAUGGAUACUGUACCUACUAAAUAGCAAAUAGCAAACAGGUGAACGAGGGCGACACUACAACUACUGUGUUGUGUUGGAUGCAAAGCCUAUUACAAGCUCCCAUGUAGUUGUAACUGUAUAAUUUGCUAUAGGUUGCUUUUGCGGUAAACAAAUUAUUUGUUUCAGCAUUCUUGCUGAAGGGACAAUAAAAGGUUGUACCAUGUGUUUGAGUUCUC
Molecule: messenger RNA, 3490 nt
Organism: Panicum virgatum (switchgrass)
Lineage: Eukaryota; Viridiplantae; Streptophyta; Magnoliopsida; Poales; Poaceae
Product: clathrin interactor EPSIN 2-like
Exons: 14
Coding region: 337-3108 (923 amino acids)
Biological process (GO): endocytosis
Cellular component (GO): endosome; plasma membrane; clathrin vesicle coat
Molecular function (GO): phospholipid binding; clathrin binding
Source: RefSeq, a predicted model, not a curated record